UUCAACAAUAUUUCGUGCUUUUAUGUAAAAGGGCUGGUCAAAAGUUACAAAACACGUUCUUUGGUUUAAUUUUUUACAUUCUUGAGCUGUGAAAAUGAAAACCGAAUGAAUACAAUCGGGUGAGCUUGGUGGUAAGUUUACAAAUGGCAAAAAACUUAUUUUAAUAUUUAAUAAUGAAUCUUCAUCGCCGGAAGAAAUUGAACGUGCCGGAGAAAAAUAUCUUUUAACAUUAUAUAAAGCUCCAACCCACAUUACGUCUUUGAAUAAAUUAAGACAUGAUGUUUUUCAAAAAACCGCAGCCUCUAACAAAAAACAAGUUCAACUAGCUAGACUUCCACCUACUAUCGAUGCGGCAAGAGAACAUUUACAUCGAGUUUAUUUACAAAUACAGUUGUGGCGUGGCAAUACAUCCACAGAAUUGGGGCUGGAAAGAAUAUAAUGGUAAACUAAAUCCAGUUUUCACGAAAAAGUCACCAGCACUGGAUACUCUUUUGAAUGUGAUUAGUUGUGCUUGCACAAAAACAUGUGAACAAAAUUGUAGCUGUCGAAAAGCAGGAUUGCUAUAUUCAGUUAUAUGCAAGCAUUGUCAAGGAGGUUCGUGUUUAAAUCAGCAACCGAUUAUAGAUGAUGAAGAAGAGGACAAUUUAGAGGACUAUAUUGACGAAAUAAAUCUAAUUGAAAAUCAAAAAGAAGAAACCAACACACCGACAAUAAAAAAAAUUCGACUCACAUAAUUUAAUUAAUAAGGACCUACAUCCCCAUUACACCAUUCCAGGACCUACACCAUUUUUUAAAUUUAAUUUCGUAACUUAUAGUCUGA
This is a messenger RNA of Sipha flava (yellow sugarcane aphid), 820 nucleotides long. RefSeq lists its product as uncharacterized. The record is from RefSeq and is a predicted model, not a curated record. Bases 348 to 734 code for a protein of 128 amino acids. NCBI's taxonomy places the organism in Eukaryota, Metazoa, Arthropoda, Insecta, Hemiptera, Aphididae. The transcript has 2 exons.